UGUACCUUUAAAUCUCCUGGAGGAGGCAAGGCCUGAGUGUCACAAGUCACAAAGGAACCAUCACAUAACAUAGAGCAUGGAGGGAGUGAGCAACAAUGGUUCUAAUGGUGCAAGUCACACUACAUGGGCUAUGAUGGAGCUCACAAACUCCAUAGCUGUCUCCAUGUCUUUGCGCGCAAUGGCGAAGCUCGACGUGCCCAAAAUCAUAUGGCAAAAUGGCGAGAACACACCACUAACUGCCUUGGAAAUCGCCACAAAGCUCGGUAGUGAAGCGGGCUCAUCGAACCUCGAGCGAAUGCUGAGGCUCCUCACAGCCCAUGGAGUGUUCAAUGAGACCAUGCUGGGCCCAUCUGAAGGCCGGCGGUUCUCAUUGACUGGGCUUGGGAGGGAAAUUGUGGACCGUUCAAUGGGGGCGUUCAUAUUGUAUCGAUUGGACGAUGCAUUGCUCGAUGCAUGGAGGUUGUUGCAUGAGGCGGUACUCGAGCCAUCUAGCGAACCAUUCAUUAAGGCUCAUGGCAAGCCGGCUUAUCACUAUCAUGCUGAUGAUCCAGUGUUUAAUGAGCGCAUGAUGGAGGCGAUGAGCAGCAGUUCGGGUGCGGUUAUGGAUUGGUUUCUAGAGAGGUAUGAUGGGUUUGAGGGAGUGAGGAGAGUUGUGGAUUUAGGAGGAAGUUCUGGUUUUUGCUUGAAGAAGAUUUUAGAUAAACAUAAAGGCCUCGAGGGGAUAAAUUUUGAUUUGCCUAAGGUGGUGGAAGCUGCGCCUCCUUAUCUGGGCAUAGAACACGUCGGGGGGGACAUGUUGGAGUGGGUUCCUCAAGGAGAUGUGAUUUUCAUGAAGGGGAUCUUAUGCUCAUGGGACGACGAUGAGUGCGUCGGCCUACUUAAGAAUUGCUACAAAGCCCUGCCUGAGAAAGGGAAGGUGAUAGCGUUAGAGCAAGUUCUUCCCAUGCACACUGAUACAAGCCCAAGCACCCGAGCUCUUCUUCAAGCUGACGUCUUUUUAAUGGCAAUCUAUAGCCCAGGAAGCAAGAGGAGAACCGAAGACAUAUUUCGUCGCCUUAGUGAAGCGGCCGGAUUUCGAACCCUUGAGAUUGUGUUGCCUGGCUCCUUCUACACUGCGUUGGAGUUUCAGAAGUAGCCACUCCGACUCCUACACUGUGCUGGGAGUUUCACAAGUAGCAAUUCUUGUUGGCUUAAGCAAUGGGGGGUGGUGUCUUCCCAAAUAAUAUGCUUCUACUUAUCCUUCUCUUUGACAGAGUUCGCAAUUCCUGGUGGAUAUGUUAAAUGUUUUUUUGAGAGUUCUUCAUCUUUUUUUUUCUUCUAAGCUCUAUAUUGUUCUUAUUUUCUGGGAGCUCUUUCCCCUUUGCAUGCAUGUAUUGAAAAUUUUCUCCAUAAUCUCCAAUGGGAAAUGAGUUAUAUA
Molecule: messenger RNA, 1417 nt
Organism: Amborella trichopoda
Lineage: Eukaryota; Viridiplantae; Streptophyta; Magnoliopsida; Amborellales; Amborellaceae
Product: O-methyltransferase family protein
Molecular function (GO): O-methyltransferase activity; protein dimerization activity
Source: RefSeq, a predicted model, not a curated record